Messenger RNA from Tupaia belangeri chinensis (Chinese tree shrew), 2942 nucleotides. RefSeq names its product NMDA receptor synaptonuclear signaling and neuronal migration factor (gene NSMF). The record is from RefSeq and is a predicted model, not a curated record. NCBI's taxonomy places the organism in Eukaryota, Metazoa, Chordata, Mammalia, Scandentia, Tupaiidae. Gene Ontology annotation, biological process: regulation of neuronal synaptic plasticity; regulation of neuron migration.
AUGCCAGCGCUACAGAGGCUGCCCCGUCCACCCACCGUCCACCCCCAGAGGCUGCCCCAUCCACCCCAGAUGCUCCCUGGCUACCCACUGUCCACCGCAGAUGCUGCCCCAUCCAUCCACCGUCCACCCCCAGAGGCUGCCCCGUCCACCCACCGUCCACCCCAGAUUCUCCCCAUCCUCCCACCGUCCACCCCAGAGGCUGCCCUGUCACCCCCAUGCGUGCUCUGCAUGGCUGGCCAGCAGGAUGAGAGGGCCCUGGCUGUGGGCCAGCUGCUGCCUGCGACCUUCCCACACCCCUGGGGACGAGUGGUGGUGGGGGACAGCCCGCAGCAUCUAGCCAGCGUCACCUGGUCCUCCCUGGACCUGCGCUGUGUGCUUCCAGGGGGAGGCGCCCACUGCAGCACUGUCACCCCAGGACCACUCACCCCCGGCCUGGGCUCUCUGACCAAGAGGGGAGCGGCCCGUGCGUUUGGAGAGUACCUGUCCCAGAGCCACCCCGAAAGCCGCAACGGAGCAGAUCACUUGCUGGCUGACGCCUGCUCUGGCCACGACGGGUCCCCCGAGAUGCAGCCAGCCCCCCAGAACAAGCGCCGCCUCUCCGUCAUCUCCAACGGCCGCUACGAGGGCAGCCUGUCUGAUGAGGCCGUGGGCGGGCAGCCGGCCUGCGAGGGCCCCCAGCCACGCGUGUACACCAUCUCUGGGGAGCCUGCCCUGCUGCCCGGACCCGAGGCUGAGGCCAUUGAGCUGGCGGUGGUGAAGGGGCGGCGGCAGCGCGAGAGGUCCCAUCCCCACCACCACAGCCAGCCGCUGCGUGCCAGCCCGGGCAGUGGUCACGAGGACAUCAGCAGGCCCUGCCAGAGCUGGGCGGGCAGCCGCCAGGGCUCCAAGGAGUGCCCUGGGUGUGCCCAGCUGGCCCCCAGCCCGUCCCCUCGGGCCUUCGGGCCAGACCAGCCCUCUCUGCCCGAGGUCUCUGGCCGCCGCAAGCCGCUGGAGAGGAUGCACAGCGUGGACCGAGUGUCUGAUGAUGUUCCUGUCCGCACGUGGUUCCCCAAGGAAAACCUUUUCAGCUUCCAGACAGCAACCACAACUAUGCAAGCCAUCUCGGUGUUCAGGGGCUACGCGGAGAGGAAGCGCCGGAAACGGGAGAAUGAUUCCGCCUCCGUAAUCCAGAGGAACUUCCGCAAACACCUGCGCAUGGUCGGCAGCCGGCGGGUGAAGGCCCAGACGUUCGCUGAGCGGCGCGAGCGGAGCUUCAGCCGGUCCUGGAGCGACCCCACCCCCAUGAAAGCCGACACUUCCCACGACUCCCGAGACAGCAGCGACCUGCAAAGCUCACACUGCACGCUGGACGGGGCCUUCGAGGAUUUGGACUGGGACGCUGAGAAGAGUCUGGAGGCUGUGGCCUGUGACUUCGAGGGCUUUGUGCCCCCCAAGGUCAUGCUCAUCUCCUCCAAGGUGCCGAAGGCCGAGUACAUCCCCACCAUCAUCCGCAGGGAUGACCCGUCCAUCAUCCCCAUCCUCUAUGACCACGAGCACGCGACCUUCGAGGACAUCCUGGAGGAAAUCGAGAAGAAAUUGAGCAUCUACCACAAAGGGGCCAAGAUCUGGAAGAUGCUGAUCUUCUGCCAGGGCGGCCCCGGACACCUGUACCUGCUCAAGAACAAGGUGGCCACCUUCGCCAAAGUAGAGAAGGAGGAGGACAUGAUCCACCCCCAGCUUCGGCUGAGCCGGCUGAUGAGCAAGGUGAACCCGGAGCCGAACGUCGUGCAUGUCAUGGGCUGCUACAUCCUGGGUAACCCCAACGGGGAGAAGCUCUUCCAGAACCUCAGGGCCCUCAUGACGCCUUACAGGGUCACCUUCGAGUCUCCUCUGGAGCUGUCGGCCCAAGGGAAGCAGAUGAUCGAGACCUACUUCGACUUCCGGCUGUACCGCCUCUGGAAGAGCCGCCAGCACUCUAAGCUGCUGGGCUUCGACGACGUCCUGUGAGGAGCCGCCCGCCUUGCCUGGGGUCCUGGGGCCGCAGAGCUGCUUCAGGUCCCCACGCUGCUCAGGUCCUCUCUGGCGUGGCCUGGUCCUCACUGUGCCGAGGGCCCUGGAGGCCUGUGGGCCGGUGGGAAGCUUCGCCCUGAGGCCCCUGGAUGCUCACCGCCAGGCCCCGGCUGGCCCGUGCCUCGCCCUCGCCUAGAGGCUGCAGCACCGCCUAGGAACAAGUGCAGCCCUAUGCCCGACCCGCCAGGGGAGCAGCGCCAGGGGCCACCUGGUCAGGCCCUCUGCUGCUGAUUCUGGCACCGGCGGCACUCGGCGGCCCGGCGGGUGCUCAGCACCCCGUGCCCUGUACCUGAUCACCAGCACCAGGGUGGCUGUCUGAGGCUGGCGUCACCCCGCCUGGCGUCCACACUGGCCGAGGCUCUUACUGUGUGUGCUCUCACCCCUGUAACCACUCCCCUGCUUACUCUGACCUCAGCCACGCCAGCCCAGCCAGCGGCCUGGGUAGCAGGAGACAGGGACCUGGCCUUCCCUCCCCCCAGCCCAGCCCCAGCUGCCGGACCAUCCGGCUCGCCUCGCUGCUGUGCAGCCUAAGCCCAGAUCCUGCCCAGCACACACGGCCUGGGGCUUGGCGGGGCCCUGCCGGGGCUGCGCCCUGGGCGGUGAGCCCCUCUCCCUGCACUACUGGGGGGGUGCCUGGACCCAGCACCCCAGCCCCAAGAGCCAAGUAGCUAGUGGCCGGGGCCCGGCUUGGCAUGGGGCUUCCUCCGUUGCCAGGGCCUUGCAAGGCACGCUCUCUUGUACAUAGCUGGGGCCUGGGGGCAGGCCCCCCUUUGGUAGAGCCUGGGUCUGAGGACACCUGGCUGUGUCCCUGGCCAAGGGAGGGCCAGACAGUGCUGGACUCUGAGCAAUGUACGAUCCCCUAGAGUGACCAUUAAACCCGACCUCCGCUGCGA